Molecule: messenger RNA, 6968 nt
Organism: Betta splendens (Siamese fighting fish)
Lineage: Eukaryota; Metazoa; Chordata; Actinopteri; Anabantiformes; Osphronemidae
Gene: clasp2
Product: cytoplasmic linker associated protein 2
Exons: 45
Coding region: 849-5495 (1548 amino acids)
Biological process (GO): mitotic spindle assembly
Cellular component (GO): cytoplasmic microtubule; spindle microtubule; microtubule organizing center
Molecular function (GO): microtubule binding
Source: RefSeq, a predicted model, not a curated record
GGUUUAUAGUACGUUUGAUAAGUUGGUAUUUUACGUCAGGCAUCACUCGGGCGGCCUGUGCGGCGUCCAAGGACCCAUUAUCGGCCUGGAAGCUGAUCGGCGGCGCCCCCUGGUAAACUGCAGUCCCCGGCCGCGCGCUACGUCUCCGCGCUUCCAAACAGCUUUAGCGGCACCGGCGAUUUUUCCUGGAUUAAAAAGAAAGCGGUUACCGCGGGACUGGCGCCGAAUCACUGUUGUGGAUGUUUGGUGCAACUUUGGCGCCUUCGGAGUCGACAGCUGGUGGCUCAGCAGACUUUCCAGCCCGUGGACAUGGAAUAGAGAAGCGGACCGGAGCCAGGCGCCAGGCCUGCAGAUAGCCCCCUUAGCCGGCGGAGCUAGCUGUGAAACUCAUUAUACUCGUUGGGUCCUGUUGCUAACUAGCUAGCCUCGGGUGCUAUUUUAGUUAGCAUAACAGUUAGCCAAACGGGGCUGCUAGCUUGUUUUGAUACUGAUAUACUGACGGAACCUGCUGGGGGCCACUACAGUUCCACGUUCCACGAACUUUUUUUGAAGUUCACGUUAACCUUCCGAGCUAACGUUGCCAGCGAGCUAACGAGCCGAGAGUGUGUCGCACAAAGUUGAGGUUUGGGUUUGAGCAGAGCGAUGCUGCGUGUGUAAAAGUCAUCUCUACGUUUCACAAAGAGGUUUCAUGUGGAUCAUCGGACAUCAGCCAGACGCAGCUCAGACCACCGCGGCUCUCCCCGCGGGACUACAGAGAACACACACUUCGGUCCACCACAGCGCGUCCCACUAACUGUCUCUCCCCUUCGGCCGGCUGCUGUGGCUGGCCACUCGGCACUGAGUGCCCAAUGGAGGAACAUGACAACAUGGACUAUUUUUACCAGCAGGUACUGCAGAAAGACGUGUCACGCAGGUUGCAGGUCGGCCAGGACCUCGUUGAUUACCUGAGCGACCCGCACCGCUCGGCGGACGUGGAGCAGGACAAACCCCGGCUGGACAAAACAAUAGACGAGCUGACGGGAUGGGUGAACUCCAGCAAUUUCAAGGUUGCUUUACUGGGGAUAGACAUCUGUGGUGCGUUUGUGGACCGCUUGGGAGAGAGGUUCAAAGGAUACCUGGGCACAGUCCUGCCAGCUCUCGUGGACAGACUGGGUGAUGGAAAGGACCAGGUCAGGGAGAACAGCCAAGCUCUCAUCCUCCGCUGCAUGGAGCAGGCCGCCUCACCCACGUACAUUUGGGAAAGGUUGCUUCCCGGGUUUAAACAUAAGAACUUCCGCUCUCGAGAAGGAAUCUGCCUCUGCCUCAGUGCCACACUCAGCACUUAUGGAGCUCAGCCACUGAGCCUCAGUAAACUAGUUCCUCAUCUUUGCUCCCUGACUGGAGACCAAAACCCACAGGUACGUGAGGCCUCUAUAACAACAUUAGUGGAUGUUUAUCGCCACGUGGGUGAACGGGUCAGGGCAGACCUGUCCAAGAGAGGACUGCCUGCUGGACGGUUGCAGACCAUAUUUGCUCGUUUUGAUGAAGCCUUGAAUUCCGGCAACAUGGCUCUGAGCCCGAGUCACGAUCGCAGUUUUGAUGAUGACGACAGUGUGGAUGGGAGUCGUUCUUCUUCUGCCCAGGCUGCCUUCAAGAUCCCCAAAGUUCCCAAGAAGCCUGCAGAUUCCUCUGCUGCACGUAGACCCAGUGCUACUGGUGGCAAGCUAGUGUCUAAGGAAAGUGCGGGGGCAGUUGAUGAAGAGGAUUUCAUUAAAGCCUUCACAGACGUCCCGACUGUCCAGAUCUAUUCAACCAAGGACCUUGAGGACAACCUAAAUAAGAUCCGUGAGAUCUGCUCUGAUGAUAAGCACGACUGGGACCAGAGAGCGAACGCUCUGAAAAAGAUCCGCUCACUGUUGGUGGCAGGCGCACCAAACUACGAUUGUUUCUACCAGCAUUUAAGGCUUCUGGACGGAGCCUUCAAGCUGUCUGCUAAAGACCUCCGCUCACAAGUGGUCCGAGAGGCCUGCAUCACUGUGGCCCACCUCUCAUCCGUGUUGGGGAAUAAAUUUGACCAUGGGGCAGAAGCCAUUGUUCCCGUUCUGUUCAACCUCAUCCCCAACUGUGCCAAAGUCAUGGCCACCUCUGGUGUGUCAGCUAUCCGCAUCAUCAUACGGCACACCCAUGUUCCCAGGCUCAUCCCCCUGAUAACCAGUAACUGCACCUCAAAGUCUGUUGCCGUUCGAAGGCGCUGCUAUGAUUUCUUGGAUCUUCUGCUACAAGAAUGGCAAACCCACUCUUUAGAGAGGCACACUGCAGUUUUAGUUGAAAGCAUCAAGAAGGGAAUUAGAGAUGCCGACUCAGAGGCAAGAGUUGAGGCUCGCAAGGCCUACUGGGGUCUUAGGAACCAUUUUCCAGGAGAAGCUGAUGCUCUCUACAACUCGUUGGAGUCGUCGUACCAGAGGACGCUUCAGUCUUACCUAGGGAGCUCUGGCAGCGUGGCCUCACUUCCCCAGAGUGACCGCUCCUCCUCAUCCUCUCAGGAGAGCCUCAAUCGGCCUCUGUCUUCUAAAUGGUCAGCAACUCCAGGGCGAGUCCCUGCGGGUUCAAAGGGUGGGGUGACAUCGGCUUCCCUGCAGCGCUCCCGUAGUGACGUGGAUGUAAACGCAGCAGCAGUUGCUAAGCAUCGGCACACUGGACAGGCCGGGGGAGCGGGCCGACUGCCCCCCGGCUCCUAUUCCUCACUGGAUGAUGCCUCUGAUAAAACGGAUGGACGUGUACGCGCCAAGCAGCCCCUGUCCACCGCCAGCAGCAUGUCCAGCCAGGUGGACUCGCGAGGACGCAGCCGCACCAAGAUGGUCUCCCAGUCGCAACGUUCCGACGAAUCCGAUUGCACACCAGGAUCUCAGUCUGCUACCCCUGUCGGUGCCGGCAGCAGAAGUGGCUCUCCGGGUCGCGUGCUGACGAGUACGGCCUUGAGCACCAUGAGCUCGGGUGCCCAGCGGGUCCUGGCUGGGUCUGCCGGGGAUGGGCAGAGGCGCAGUCGCAUCCCUCGCAGCCAGGGCUGCUCCAGAGACUCCUCCCCCACCCGUCUGUCUGUAGCUCCAUCCAGCAUUAGUUCCAUAUACAACGGAGCAAGCAGAGGAGCUCGGGGCAGUCGCAUCCCUCGACCCAGUAUGAGUCAGGGCUGCAGCAGAGAGGCCAGCAGGGAGAGCAGCCGGGACACCAGCCCCGUACGCUCCUUCACACCCCUGGCGACACGGAGUUACUCUCGCUCCACCGGAGCUCUCCACACACCUGAUGCUUUUGGGGCUGCAGGUAUUGGAAUGAAUCAGUCCAGCCGCCUCUCAUCAUCAGUCAGUGCAAUGAGAGUCCUUAACACAGGCUCAGACGUGGAGGAGGCUCUUGCAGAUGCACUGCUGUUGGGAGACAUGCGGUCCAAGAAGAAGCCAGCACGGCGGCGGUAUGAGAACUACAGCAUGUACUCCGACGACGAUGCUAACAGUGAUGCAUCCAGCGCCUGCUCAGAAAGGUCCUACAGCUCCAGGAACGGAGGAGCCAUCCCCACCUACAUGAGACAGACAGAAGAUGUGGCAGAGGUGCUGAACCGAUGUGCCAGCGCGAACUGGUCCGAGAGGAAGGAGGGGCUGCUGGGCCUCCAGGCACUGCUGAAGAACCAGCGCACCCUCAGCCGUGUGGAGUUGAAGAGGCUGUGUGAAAUCUUCACCAGGAUGUUUGCAGACCCUCACAGCAAGCGAGACUCUGGACGAUUGUACGGCACGGCAGAAUCCGGUAUAAGCUCAGCCUCCUUCAAGAGAGUGUUCAGUAUGUUCCUGGAGACACUGGUAGAUUUCAUUCAAGUCCAUAAGGAUGACCUGCAAGACUGGUUGUUUGUCCUGCUCACACAACUGCUAAAGAAAAUGGGAGCUGACCUGCUGGGAUCGGUACAGGCCAAAGUCCAGAGGGCUCUGGAUGUCACACGAGAGUCUUUCCCCAAUGACCUUCAAUUUACCAUUCUCAUGAGGUUCACUGUGGACCAGACUCAGACGCCCAACCUCAAGGUGAAAGUGGCCAUUUUAAAGUACAUUGAGACGCUGACAUUACAAAUGGAGGCCCCAGACUUUGUGAAUUCAAGUGAAACUCGGCUAGCUGUGUCCCGCAUCAUCACCUGGACGACGGAACCCAAGAGCUCUGACGUCAGGAAGGCAGCCCAGUCAGUGCUGAUCUCUCUGUUCCAACUUAACACUCCGGAGUUCACCAUGCUCCUGGCAGCUCUGCCCAAAACGUUCCAGGACGGCGCCACCAAGCUGCUUCAAAACCACCUGAAGAACACAGGCAACACUGCACAGGCAACCAUGGGCAGCCCUCUGACACGCCACACCCCCCGAUCUCCAGCCAGCUGGUCCAGCCCAGUCACUUCCCCAACCAACCCCUCUCAGAACACACCCUCACCAAGUGCUUUUGACUAUGACACGGAGAACAUGAACUCAGAGGACAUCUACAGCUCACUGAAAGGUGUCACUGAGGCAAUCCAGAACUUCAGCGUCCGCAGCCAGGAGGACAUGAACGAGCCCGUCCAGCGGCGAGAAGGAGAAGAGGGUGGAAGCGGGACCGAUGGCAGGGGAUCUGAGUUUAUGGACGGUGGACGCAUGGCUUUGGACAACAAGACAUCCCUUCUCAACACGCCGCUGCUCUCCUCCAGCCCCCGCGGCGCCCGUGAGCACUUCUCCGAUUCUCCCUUCAAACACAGCCGCAAAGACACCAGCCUGGACGAUUCUGAGCAUCUUACUGAUGAUAGCAGCCUAGACCAGUCGGAGCUCGUAGCCGAGCUGCUGAAGGAGUUGUCCAACCACAAUGAGCGCGUGGAGGAGAGAAAGGCAGCGCUGUGCGAACUGCUGAAGCUCAUUCGUGAGAACACCCUGCAGGUGUGGGACGAGCAUUUCAAGACCAUUCUGCUGCUCCUGCUCGAGACAAUGGGCGACAGAGAGCAUGUGAUCCGAACACUGGCUUUGCGGGUGCUGAGGGAGAUUCUAGGCAAGCAGCCCUGGAGGUUUAAGAACUAUGCUGAGCUCACCAUAAUGAAGGCCCUAGAGGCUCACAAAGACCCUCACAAGGAGGUGGUACGAGCAGCAGAGGAGACGGCAGCCAUGUUGGCCCUGUCCAUCAGUCCAGACCAGUGCAUCAAGGUGUUGUGUCCCAUCAUCCAGUCGGCUGAUUAUCCCAUCAACCUGGCUGCCAUCAAGAUGCAGACCAAAGUGGUGGAGAGGAUUCCCAGAGAGGGCCUUAUCAGCUUGCUGCCUGAGAUCGUGCCAGGACUCAUACAGGGUUACGACAACUCUGAGAGCAGUGUGAGGAAAGCCUGUGUGUUCUGUUUGGUGGCCAUUCAUGCAGUGAUUGGAGACGACCUCAAACCCCAUCUCAGCCAACUCUCAAGCAGCAAGUUAAAGCUGUUGAAUCUAUACAUCAAGCGCGCCCAGUCCGGCUCCACCGCAAGUGAUCCCUCUGAAGGCCUAUAGGAGACCCAUUGCCCUACCACAAGGCUACCACAGAACUGCAUCUCUGCCCACCGAACAUCCACAUCUGCUCAUGAGCGCAUACCUUCACAGACCGAUAACAAAUACACAUCUAACACAGAAUCACAGCAGCGAGCUGAUUUCAUCUACAUGUCCACUUGCACUCUAGUGACACACACACACACACACACACACACACACACACACACACACACACACACACAGCCCUCCUGCAUUUACUGUCUCACACCGAGGUGGUGCAGAGAGGAGGGUUGUGGUGCUCCUAAACAUCACGGAGGAUCCACCUGGUUUUCAGAUGAAACUAAACCCAUACAUAGAUACAUAUACAGUCACAUAGUCCACCCAGCUUUUCACCAUUUACUUAAGGAUGAAGGAUAUAAAAUAUCCGUCCUCUUCACUAUCUUUAUAUCCCAAAUAGAACAUCUGAAGAACACUGAUAUCAGCAGAAAGUGGUGCAUCUGCAUGGUUCUCAUUUUGGGGGGUUAUGUUCAUCAGCACUGAAAAGAAAAAUCAGCAGCAUCUUGUCUGUCCUGAACAGUGAGUAGCUGGGGCCAGGUAGACAGGAAUGUACAUUUACAUUGUGUCAUAGUUUGGAUUUAUUUUACGCAAUGAGAUUUUACUGCAGCAGUUUUUAAUGUCUGGAGUUUUCUUUCUCACACACACACACACACACACACACACACACACACACACACACACACUAGAACACACUUUCAAAAAGGUGCUGAUCAGCCAAAAAGGUACGACCGACCAACCCCGCACUGCACUAAGACGUUACAGUGGGUCAUGCCUGCGACAUAGCGACAUACUGUACAUCAGGCAGAUUCCAAAGUGUAGAAGGCAUUACAUGCUUGGCUAUGCAUGAGACUAAAUUAAAAAAAUAACUUUUUAUUGGUGUCCUCUUGACAGUCAGAAUGAUGUGACUGGGGUUUUAAAUUAAUGUGAACAAUGUCUGCCCCUUUCAGAGAAAUAUGUGAUGUCCUUCAUUUCUCCCAGCUCAUCUCUGAUCGGCCCCGUUCUGAGCAACUUUUUAGGGGGAGAUGGGUGCGUGCUGCUUACUACAUGAAGUAUGACAGGACAUGGCUUAUUAUCACAUAGUGGAUAUGUAUCUAUAUAUGAUAUUAAAAUGGAAUAUCCAAUAACCGUGUCAUUUAAGAAAGUCCCCCGGGGGGGUGCACGCGCGCACCUAUGCCCAUCCUUGUUUUUAGUUCUCUCUCUGUCGCGUGUGCCGUAGUCUUUCUCUCACGCUUAUUUUUUUCUCUGCCGAGAAGUUUGUAGAAAUGUAUUAUUUACAGCUCUGAAAAAAAAUGUCAUGCCACUUUUUUCUCUCAGCCCCUUCAUCGUGUCUUUCGUUCCUUUCCUCUUAUAGUAACAUUCUAGUUUUCACUGUUGUGUUUCUUCCGUGCAUUUACAAAGCUGUGCUUACAAAACAAUAAAGAACUUGUACAGAUCAAA